GUUUUCCGCAUCCAGCUCCGUUUUUAUGGAUAUGACGUCAUGUAUUGUCAUCAGCUGAAGAUAAAUGGAACGCAGCCCGUGGCUUUUUGUUUACAGCCAGCGUCGCCCCUCCCCCUUAUUCUUUCUCCCCCCUGUUCCUCCUCCUACCCCCCCUCCUCCUCUUCCUCGUCAGUAAACCGCUGUUAGAUUCCAUAUGGGAGCACGGCUGAUUUAUUGGGAAACGGGUCGAUUCUUACAGAAUCCCUGCAAAUGAGAAAAUAAUCAAAAAAAACACACACACAAAAACAACGCCCUGCGCCGCCUGCAGGGGACGCUGCUCCCUUCUCGGCCUGACCGGCUUUGUGACGCCAUGGACCGUGAGCUCAGUGGCUGACGACCCGCUGCUCCAGGAGGGGAAGCCGGGGAAAGGCUCCUCAAAGCGGUGAACAACGUUCCAGGCUCAGUUUGGUCCAUCGUCGGACUGUGCUGCGAGUCGUCGUAGGGUGAUGAGGAUGGUGAGGAUGACCGGUCAUGCUACUCAGUGAGGGUCCGUGUUUUCUUAGCCUAGCUCCUGAGCCACUGCACCAGCAGCAGUAGCCAGGGGUCGCUCUGACCAAGCGGACACUUUGAGGGUUGGGUGGUGGCAGGAUGGCGUUUCACGGCACGGGUCGACAGAACGUCUGUGGAGAUCUGUUUCCUGGCUCUGACCUCAGUCACAAGUAUUUCUGCGUCAACUCCUCCUGCGGCGCUCCCUCCACAGGCCUCAGCGCCACUCCGUGUCUGACUGGACCCAACGCUCCGGCUGGGACCCCCCGUCACCCUACAGCUCUUGGAGGAAGUGCGGGAGGUGGAGCAGCGGUGCCUCAGCCUUACACUAACCCUGCCAGUGAGGUUCCCAGCCCGGCAGAGAUGGAGCCAGACCGGCCCAUUGGCUACGGCGCGUUUGGUGUCGUCUGGUCAGUGACCGACCCCCGAGAUGGUCGAAAGGUGGCUCUGAAGAAGAUGCCCAAUGUCUUCCAGAACCUGGUCUCCUGUAAGAGGGUCUUCAGAGAACUGCGCAUGCUCUGCUUCUUCAAACACGACAACGUUUUAUCAGCGCUGGACAUUUUACAGCCUCCACAGAUAGACUGCUUCGAGGAAAUCUACGUGAUCACAGAGUUGAUGCAGAGCGACCUCCAUAAGGUCAUCGUGUCCCCUCAGCCCCUCACCACAGACCACAUCAAGGUCUUCCUCUACCAGAUCCUCAGAGGUCUGAAGUACCUUCACUCUGCUGGGAUCCUGCACAGAGACAUCAAACCUGGAAACCUGCUGGUCAACAGCAACUGUCUGCUGAAGAUCUGUGACUUCGGGCUGGCGCGCGUGGAGGAGCCUGACCCGUCACGUCACAUGACCCAGGAGGUGGUGACCCAGUACUACCGAGCGCCCGAGGUACUGAUGGGUUGCCGGCACUACGGCUCGGCCAUCGACGUCUGGUCAGUGGGCUGCAUCUUUGCAGAGCUGCUGGGAAGACGUAUCCUGUUCCAGGCUCAGAGUCCAAUUCAGCAGCUGGACCUGAUCACAGACCUGCUGGGAACUCCGCCCCUCUCCGCCUUGGCCUCCGCCUGUGAAGGAGCACGAGCCCACAUACUCAGGGGGCCUCACAAACCGGUAUCCCUGUCGGUUCUCUACAUGCUGUCUGACGGGGCCACGCACGAAGCCGUGCACCUGCUCUGUCGAAUGCUGGUCUUUGAUCCGACCAAGAGGAUUUCAGGCAGCGACGCUCUCUCUCACCCGUACCUGGACGAAGGGCGUCUGCGUUACCACACCUGCAUGUGUCAGUGCUGUUACUCAGUGCCCAGUGGGCGGGUCUACACCCGAGACUUUGAGCCAGCUGCCGAGAGACCGUUCAGCCACAGCUACGAGAGCAGUCUACUGUCAGUGUGGCAGGGAAAAGAGCUGAUCCACCGCUUCAUCACAGAGCACCAGCAGGGCAAACGUGUGCCGCUCUGCAUCAACCCUCAGAGCGCCGCCUUCAAGACCUUCAUCAGGUCAACAGCGUGGCAUUCAUCCAAGGUUUCCAAGAAGGAGGAAAGAUGAGGGCUAGUCCUGCAGGGGAAGGAUUUUGAUUGGCUGUUGUGUUUGAAGAGUUAGCCCCUCCCCUUCACACCUGAAACACCUCAGAUAUAAAAAAAGACUGUAAUAAGAUUCCAUGAAAAAUGCUGCUGAAAAAUGAAGGAGGAGGAGGAACCAGGAAGUUGCUACUGUUUGUUUUUCUCUUGGAUCAAGGACUUUGGACUGUUAGGGCAACUUGUGGCAAUUUUCAUUUUAUUUUAUUUUUAUUUUUUUUUUGUAGUGAAGUCAUUCCAUCCCAGAGCUUUAGCAGAGGAUUUGAUCUAGAUGGAAAAAUCAGAUUUGAAUCCCAGGAUUCAGAGUUCACUCCAGAGAUAAAUGACUAAAUCUGACCUCCAACUGAAAAGUCUGACUUUUUAACAGUUUCUUCAGAUUUGGGUCUCAAAAGAAAUUGGUAUCAAAGCCAGACUUCCAUCUCUCUUUUCACAGUAAUAUUCCCAGAGUUGAGUCCCUCACCUCAGCGGAGAGAACCUCUCCCUGUGGUUCUGGUCCACUGGGCUCUGGUCAGUCCAUCCUCCCACUGUUGCUUCACUUUUAUAAAUAAGACCAACGUCACUGGUGGAGUUUUUUUUUUUUUUUUUCAGCACCAUUGAACGUUGGCGCAGCGAAAUGGAAGCAACACAACAAAUGUAGCAGGAUUUUACCAUUUAGCUUUGUGAGUGACCUCUGACCUUUGCCCUUUGUUGUUGUUAUUUUAACAUGAUGUUACAGGAAGGCUGAAAACAGGAAGUUUCUCCAGGUCAGAUUUUUUUCUUUCCUGGUCGCAGUUUUACCAAAUUUUACUUUUCUUUUCUUUUUUUAAACUUUCUCCACCCGUCACACCCGUCUGCCUCAGUGACUCCCAACAGGACGUUAGAUAAGGUGGAGAAGAACAGCGUGACCCGGGGUCAAUAGGUCAGUCAGUCCGUGCUGGGAUUGGUCUGGUUGUUUAGAGCUGUGAUUUUGGUGUUGUGUUUUGUUUUUUUUAGUAAAAAAUAACAGUCAGGUUGAUUCACACCACUGUGCGUUUGAUUCACACCACUUUGUUCACCCGUGUCAGGCCAGGGUUCGAUCAGAGAAGGAUGUUGUUGUCGAUUUGAUGCUGCUGGUUUUUCUAUGUUGUUGUUGUUGCUUUUUUUUUGUAGUUAGGUUUUUAGUUUGGUUCUCAGGUUUCUCUGCACUCAGUGCCACCAGGCUCAGCGUUGGUUCAGUAUUGAUCCACAGUCAUUGAUCACUGGUGUCUGAGAUGUGACGACACUUCCUGGUCAUUUCACUUUUGAGUUUAUCUUUUAAUUUAACAAACUUUGUCGCGGUACAGAGUUGGGUUUUUUUUACCUCACAGAUGAAAAGUCAAAAAAGAGAAAUCAUGGCCCUCGAUGAUGUUGUGUUUUUAAACGCAUCACAGCGUGUUGUUAUUUUAGUGUUAGCACAAACAAACAAACAGUUUUUUUUAAUGGUUGUUGUUCUUGUGACGUGGUUUCCUUCUUGAGUUUUUCUCCUUUCUAUUUCAGGAACUUUAGCAGGAACUGUUCUUUACCUCAGGAACUUAGUUCUCUUUGAUUCCUCUGAUCCCAGUCGGUGGUUCUCAGUGACCUCAGCAGAACCAACAGAACUGAUGGUUCCUGUUACAGUUCCUGUGGGCGCUCUCUCACUAUUUGGGAUUAAAGAUCCCAGAGGCGAGGGGUGGGGGCGGGGGAGGGUUGGUGUUGUGGGGGUGGGGGGGUGCACGCUGUAUCUGGCCCCUCCUCCUUUCUCAAAAGGAGGCGGAGUCAGUGAUGCUGUCAAUGUGUGUGUGUGUGUUUGUUUGUGUGUAUGAAUAAAGUGUCAGGGAGAAGGAAACAACACCUGCUUAUUUUCAGAUUUUCUUUUAAAAACUUUUUAAAUUUUUUGUUUUGUUUUGGGGUAAUGGAACUGUUCUGGGUCCAGGGGAGAACCGUUCUGUGACGACACCCCAAACUGAAGCUUCAUUUAUAUUUUCAACGUAAAGACAAAAAAACAAAACAACGAGGUUUCUAUCCUUGGAACUGUUGUCAGGAACAAGGAACAUUUGGAGCCGUGUGCACCACCGCACUGCAGGAAACUGUUCCAGGAAUGAAAGAAAGUACCAAAAACUUGUAUUGUUCCAGGAACUAGAGAAAGUACCAGACUGCUGUUAUUUCUAACACAGGAGGUAGAAUCAGUCACAGGGA
Cynoglossus semilaevis (tongue sole) is the source of this 4256-nucleotide messenger RNA. It is a transcript of the gene nlk1, whose product is annotated as nemo-like kinase, type 1. Gene Ontology annotation, biological process: protein phosphorylation. The record is from RefSeq and is a predicted model, not a curated record. Gene Ontology annotation, molecular function: ATP binding; MAP kinase activity. Bases 628 to 2055 code for a protein of 475 amino acids. Lineage: Eukaryota; Metazoa; Chordata; Actinopteri; Pleuronectiformes; Cynoglossidae. The transcript has 13 exons.